UGCUGCAGGCACACCUGGUUCGGGUUUCAGCAGCCAGGGGUGGGUUGGACUCUGAUCCAGAAAAAGCUGCAGUCAGGACGAUGACUGGAUGUCUGGGAGGAAGAGACAGAACUGCGCGUUUCCAGGAAGACCAGGAUCGAGACCAGGAUCAAGACCAGGAUCAGGACCAGGAUCGGGCUCUGAACCCAGCUYGGCUUUAAUCCUCGAGUCUGGAACAAAAGAGCUGAAAGUUUCUGAGGAGCAGAGACCUGCCUCCUCGUAGCCAUGAGCUCACCGGCUUCCUUUGGCAGCAACAUGCUGUUUCAGACCAUAAACGAUGACCUGAACGCAUCGCUGGCCACAGCGGAUGAGUUAUCCAAAGAGUUCAGUUCCUUGAUGCAGGAGGCGUCUUCCAGCAACAACAACAAACCUUCUGGCUCUCAGACCAGCUCAAAUACCUUGAGGAACCAGUCUCAGUCCCUUGGGUCUCCCAGCCUGUCCAGCACCAGGUUGUCUUCAGGAUCCAGCUCCAAACCGUUCUCGUCCAACCAGACCUACUACAGUUCCAUCGACUCCGGCCUCUCCAGCAGUGGCGGCAUAAAUCUCMCGUCCCCACCUGUUGCCUCGUUCGGGUCUUCGGGUCUGUCCAGCUCCACRCUGUCCUCUGGACGGUCCUCCAAYGGCAGUCCUAGCUACAAACCCUUCUCCCCGAGUCAGACCUACUUCAACCCCAUCGAAUCAUGCCUGCCCAGCAGCAGAACCGCAUCGUCCCCGCCCAUCUCCUCCAUCAGUCCGCACUCGUCCCCGAAGAUGCAGAGGUCCCCGCGUCCUCAGCAACGAUCCAACGACAACUUCUCCUUCUCCUCGCGGUCCGACUCCCCGUCUUAUUUUGAAAGGAGCCCGCAAGUCUUGAUCGGUUACAARGAGAGGACGAAUUCCCCGAGCCGAAAGGACCAUUCACCUCGCUCCUCUUCCCCCCACACCCUGAGUCCGAACGAAAGCAGCAUGAUGGGCCUCAGGUCCCCUCGACACGACAAGGGUCUCUCGCCGCUGACGUUCAAACUGUAUUCCAGCACCGUGCCCCGAAAUCUUUACGGCUCGGGACAAACUGAUGAGAACAUGAAACGACAAAAAAGUCCCAACAAGUGGAACGAAAGCGAUCUGGACGCGACCUACGAGAGGAAGCCUCAUCACAGCUACGACAAGACGGAGUGGCUGCGGUCGCCUGCGCCGGGCGGCARCUGGCGGGAAUCCAACCUGGACGGCCCCCCGUUUGCCCCCAACCCUAAGAAGGAUCUUCGCUUGCUCCCGCAGCAGGGCUCCUACAGCUCCCUGCCUCGGAACGCCCGCAUCGCGGUCCCGCCGGACGUUUCGUCCCAAGCCCAGUUCCACAGAGAAAUGAAAAACACCCCGUACUACUCKCAGCCCCUGUCCCGCAUUUCUGUCCCUCCCACUUCCUCUCCGUUUCCCCAACGGAAGGCCCUGCCACUCUCGGUCAUCCUGCGCCUCCAGAACCCCUACUUYGGGGCGAUGACGUCACACCCCUCGACGGUUUUAGGAGAAGAAAGAGACUUUCCACCGUACCAGCCUCCUGUGCCCAUCCUGCAGGAGUUCUUCCACCAACCUGAUUUCCAGCCACAGCAGCAGCCGCCCGUGUACAGUGACGUCCUGCACUCCGGAGAUGUGGACGCAGAAAUCGAGCRUCUGGACAGCGGUUCUGAUGUUCCGACCCCGGCCUUGCCCGGUGCAGGUGGGGAGGCGGAGCAGGCCGUGCCGCCCGCCCCCCGGCCCCUGAGCCCCACCAGGCUGCAGCCCRUGGUGGCCCCCGAGGCCCGGAGCCAGGAGCUCCCCGACUCGGAGGAGCUGCUCCGCAUCAGGGCGGAAAUCCCCCGCCCCCUGAAGAGGCGGGGCUCCGUGGAYCCCACGCAGCCUCAGAACAAGGCCUCGCACUACCAGCGGAACCAGUACAAGUACGCCAUCAGCAACUUCUUCCGCAGGGACCGCAGCAAGGGGGAGCAGAGGAGCGAGAGCGGCAGCUCCUCGGACGGAGAGGACAGCGUCCCGCUUCCUCCUCCUCCUCCUCCGCCGCAGACGUCCAGAGUUAUCCCGCCAGAAGUCAAAAACUAUCCCACCAUUCUGCGCAAGUCCAGGGAUCGCAAGAAUGCCGGGAGGAGAGCUCGGCUCAACCCGCUGGUCCUGCUGCUGGACGGGGCGCUGGUGGGCGAACUGGACACGGUGAAGAAAGCCGUGCAGGAGAUGACCGACCCCAGCCAGUCGAACGACGAAGGCAUCACGGGUCUGCACAACGCCGUCUGCGGGGGGCACCGCGACGUGGUGGACUUCCUGGUUCGCAUUGGGGUCAACGUGAGCGCGCCGGACAGCCACGGCUGGACUCCGCUGCACUGCGCGGCCUCCUGUAACGACCGCGGUCUGUGUGAGUUCCUGGUGAGGAACGGAGCUGCUGUCAUGGCCAUGACGCACAGCGACGGGGCCACCGCCGUGCAGAAGUGUGACCCGUACCUGGCCGGGUUUGAGGACUGCGAGGGCUACCUGAGAGGUGUGCAGGAGGCCAUGGGCGUGGAGAACAGCGGCGUGCUCUACGCUCUGUGGARCUACCAGGCUCAGGCGCCCGACGAGCUCAGCUUUAAAGAUGGAGAYAUGGUCACCAUCCUGCAGAAACCAGAAGGUUCUGACUGGUGGUGGGCCUCGCUCUACGGCAGGGAGGGCUUCGUUCCAAGCAACUACUUUGGGCUUUUUCCAAAGGUUCGUCCCAAAUCUCUCUGUUAGGUGUCCCGGUGUGAGACGGAUGUGAGACGGAUGUGAGACGGUUGUGAGAAGGUUGUGUUGCUGUGAGAACCGCGGGGUAAAUCCCUGCUGGAGAAAAACACUUCCAACUAAGACUCCUCUACUUCCUGUUCAGCUGUGCUUCAGUCGGACCUCUCUGACUCGCCUCCAAACGCUGACUCAUCAGUUCACUCAUCGGUGAGGGGUGUGUGGACAAACUCAUGACCACUCGGUUAGGAAGUCAACCUUAACGCUGGAACAUCCCCACAAAAAAAAAAGAAAAAAGAAAAGAAGAAGAAGUAGCGUCUGUGCGAUGUGAAAGUAUUUAGAUAUUUCUGGAAUCUUUGCAGAUGUGACGGCGUUUAGAGGUAUUUUUGUGUUUGUUUUUAUUCACUCUGAUGAUGACGUUCGUGGUUCUAGUUACAGAAUGAAUGUUUGAAUAACGUGGCUGCGGCAGACUUUACACAGUAUUUUUAAAGGGAUAUUUUGGACAUUUAGAAGUGGGGCUCAAUGGAAAGACUUCCAAAGUGUUUUUUCUUUAAAACAAGUAUUUCCAAACUUUCUACACACCAACAGUGUUCCUUUCCUCCUAGUUAUUUGUAUAACAUGAACAGCUCAACAAACUAUCUACAACAGGUAAGAUAGUUUUUAACUGUUACACAGAACCAGACUUCAGAAUGGCUGAAAUAUCCCUUUAAUUGCAAUAAUUCCCUAGUAUUUGUCGGGUUUCUGAUUAGCUUGUAGUCGUUGCACAGUCUUGUGUGUUGUGAUGUCUGUAUGAUGAGCGGUGUUGAGUCGGGACCAUGGAACGGGUCUGUAAAACACGGGGAUGCAUGUGUUUGUUGGGUUUUAUGUCAUGGGUUUAUUAUUUCCCCCCUCUUUCUUCCCUGUAAAAUCUGUGCACUUUAACUUUAACACCUUCUGAGUGUAACACAAAGUGUAAAGUUUUAAUAUUCAAUAAAAAAAUAAGUAAGAGUC
Messenger RNA from Austrofundulus limnaeus, 3741 nucleotides. It is a transcript of the gene ppp1r13l, whose product is annotated as protein phosphatase 1, regulatory subunit 13 like. The record is from RefSeq and is a predicted model, not a curated record. The transcript has 13 exons. NCBI's taxonomy places the organism in Eukaryota, Metazoa, Chordata, Actinopteri, Cyprinodontiformes, Rivulidae. Bases 265 to 2766 code for a protein of 833 amino acids. Gene Ontology annotation, molecular function: transcription factor binding. Gene Ontology annotation, biological process: regulation of transcription by RNA polymerase II; positive regulation of cell differentiation.